Messenger RNA from Rhodamnia argentea, 1471 nucleotides. Its product is annotated as lysM domain-containing GPI-anchored protein 2-like. NCBI's taxonomy places the organism in Eukaryota, Viridiplantae, Streptophyta, Magnoliopsida, Myrtales, Myrtaceae. The transcript is spliced from 6 exons. The record is from RefSeq and is a predicted model, not a curated record. The coding region runs from base 199 to 1287 and encodes 362 amino acids.
UUCUCAGGUCAACCCCAAAGUCUCCGGUCAACUCUUGCUCAUCGUCAUGCGCUCGUUUUCUACUUUGCUGCUUCGCCACCAUUUCAAGCGUCGCCAUUCCAUUUUGCUCCUCCUCUAACAGAAACUCAACCCUCACCGAUCCUCGCAAAAAGAAGGAACAAAUCUUUCUUAGAGAGAGAGAGAGAGAGAGAGAGAGAGAUGGGGUGCGUCGCGGUGCUCGUGUGCCUCUCCGUCCUCCUCUGCGCGCUCGCGCCGGCGACGUACGCCCUCGGCUUCCGCUGCACCUCCCAGCCUGAGGCCACUUGCCAGGCGCUGGUCGGCUACAAAUCCCCCAACACCACCACCCUCAGGUCCAUCCAGUCCCUCUUCGGCGUCAAGUACCUCCACUCCCUCCUCGCCGCCAACAACCUCAGCCCCACCGCGCCUCCCACCACCACCGUCCAGGCCCAAGACACCGUCAUCAUCCCCUUCACUUGCAGAUGCUCGAACGGGUCGGGUAUAUCGUACCCUGGCCCCGUGUACACAGUCCAGAAGGACGACGGCCUCUACUACAUCGCGUCGUUUGUGUUCUCGUACCUGCUGGUGUACCAGGACAUCCAGCUAGUGAACCACAUCGAGAACGCCAACCUCAUCAAAAUCGGGCAGCUGCUGCGGAUCCCGCUGCCGUGCAGCUGCGACCCAGUGGAUGGGCAGAGGGUGGUGCACUACGCCCACGUGGUGGCGGAGGGAAGCUCUGUGGAGGAGAUUGCCAGGAAGUUCGGCGCGCCGGAGCAGACCCUGCUGGACCUGAAUGGGUUGGCCAGCGCCAAAGAUCUCAUGGCCGACACGGCUUUCGACGUCCCUCUUAAAGCUUGUACCUCCAAGAUCGGUAACGGAUCGCUGGACGCCUCGCUGCUCGUGCCGAACGGCUCUUACGCCUUCACGGCCAACAACUGCGUGCAGUGCAGCUGUGAUUCCGUGAAUAACUGGACAUUACAAUGCCAGCCCUCCAAGAUUGCGGCUUUGGGUGAUUCGAAGUGCCCGUUGAUGCAGUGCCCGGGUGCCGAUAAUCUGACCAUCGGCAACACGACCGUGGCGUCUUGCAGCAGUGCGACGUGUUCUUAUGCCGGUUACACGAGCCAGAACACCAUCCUCACGACCCUCGACACGAAAUCCACUUGUCCCGCUCCCCCGCCCAGUUCCGGUGACAACGGCAAUCGCCACGCGGCGAAGAUAGAUAUGGGAACAUUCAGUUGGAACUUUCUCGCGAUGGCAACGUCGAUACUGCUUUCCAUGCGACGUAUUUAGCAAUAAUUCUCGGGACAGUACGUCACUGCAGUUUUGUUCUGCUAUUGUAAGGAAUAAUGAUCCUUUCCGAGUUCAUUCAGCGCAUCCGAAUCCGGAAGUUUUCCCUCGAAGAGCCAUCUCGCGCAUUUGUAUGAUGACGCACGCGCUUCAUUCGACUCACUACUGACUCCGCGAAUCCAUCACA